Molecule: messenger RNA, 909 nt
Organism: Brassica napus (rape)
Lineage: Eukaryota; Viridiplantae; Streptophyta; Magnoliopsida; Brassicales; Brassicaceae
Exons: 4
Coding region: 1-909 (302 amino acids)
Source: RefSeq, a predicted model, not a curated record
AUGGCUCUACCGGAUAUAUUCAUUCAUUGGAUUUAUCUCUGCAUUUUUAACGCUAGUUUUUCAGUGGCUGUAAAUGGGGCACUAGAAGGAUUCUUCACAAGCGCAAGGGCUGAAGAAGGAAAGUUUGGAUAUCACACUCGCUGUCAAGAGGUAAAGCUCACCCAUCUAAGCUUUGCUGAUGACAUCCUGGUCUUUACAGAUGGGACCUCAGCUUCCCUAUUUGGAGUGUUGGAGGUCUUCAAGGACUUUGCAUCAACGUCAGGGUUACAUAUAAAUCCUUCCAAGUCUACUCUCUUUUCAGCAGGUGAAGAAGCAAACCAACUGGUUGUAACGGAUCACAGGGUGGGGAUUCAGAGUGGCACUCUCCCCAUACGCUACCUUGGGCUGACUUUGACUACCAAAGCCCUUACCAGACUUGACUACGAGCCUCUUCUUAACAGGAUUCAGAAUGAGUUUCUACUCUGGUCCCAUAAAUCUCUGUCUUACGCUGGUAGACUGCAGCUGAUUAAAACUGUGAUCACCAGAUUUCCCCAUGAUAAACAAAAGGCUAAAGUAGCAUGGGAGACUGCAUGCUCUCCCAAAUCAGAAGGCGGAUUAGGGCUGCGGAGCUUGGAUCAAGUGGUAUCUGCUACGGGGAAAAUUGUUUUGGACAGUUUGGAAAUGGGAAAUGGUUCUUGGAUCUGGCGAAAGUUACUUAAGCUCCGUGACAUUGCUUGUCAGUUCCUCCGUAUUGAGGUAAAAGAUGGUCUUGAUACGUUCUUCUGGCAUGAUAACUGGCUACACUUGGGGAAACUGAUUGAUAUCACAGGGCCUGCUGGACCUAACUUGCUUGGAAUUCCGCUAAAUGCAAAAGUUACAGAUGCACAAGAAAUCACAAUUGUAUAUCACUGUAUUAACUCAAAUGCUUAA